Molecule: messenger RNA, 659 nt
Organism: Olea europaea var. sylvestris
Lineage: Eukaryota; Viridiplantae; Streptophyta; Magnoliopsida; Lamiales; Oleaceae
Exons: 3
Coding region: 107-499 (130 amino acids)
Source: RefSeq, a predicted model, not a curated record
AAACCCAAAUAAUCGACCGUUGAAUCCAAUAAUCCUCAAACGGUCACAUUCAACAACCCUCUCUCUUUCUCUGCCCACACCAAGCCCACACCUCAAAAUCUAUAAAAUGUCUUCAUUCAUUAAUUUCUUCAAACACCUGUGUUGUUGUGUAAAAUCAUUCAACAACUCAAUGGAGAAAAUUCUAGAAUCCCCUCCCAAAACUCUCACAAUUCAAACAGAAAACUCCAUUCCAGACCAAAACACACCCCCUCCAAAUCAGAAAUCUCAGACUCCUCCUAUCUGCAAUUCUGGCAAAGCCGGCACCCCUGACCGACUUAAGGUUCCCAAGGCAUUCAAAUACCAGGAAAAGUAUACAAGUCCAACUGAUAGACUGAUGUCCCCUGUUACGAGAGUUCUUCUUGCUAGAAGUAAAAAGGGCAGCAAGAUCUUACCACCCUCUACAAAUCAGCCCAAGAUUCAAGCCCUAAAACUUCAGGAUGUGGGUUCAUUCCAAGAUUGAAGUGUUCAUUAGAUGAGCUAAUGAUUCUUGAUUUUGUUAUUUGUUUGGGGGAUUGGUGAGGUGGGUGGACUAAGUGGGGUUUUUAGAACUAUUGAUGCAUAAACACAGUUUCUAUUGUGUAAUUACAUGUUUUAUACACAAUGAGCAAGAUUUUAACUUA